AUGUUUUAUUUAUUAAUACUGUCUCUUGUCUCAGUUGCUGUUACUGAACUUUGUAGCAAAGAGAUUCAGGUAUUACGCAAUGAAAAUCAAAUUCUGAGGAGGAUAGUAAACAAGGUUGUAGACGAACUAACAGAAUAUAAAAACGCUCUAGAUGAACUCAUUGUGUUUAAGAAAAGCUUCGAAAACUAUACCACAGCAAGGGAGAAUGAACGAAGAAUGAACGAUAGAAGGCAAACAAACAGCCCAGUCAUUGCUUUCCAUGCGUUUCUAUCUAAAAGUGUUUCAGCAUUAGGUAUACAACACACAGUGCCGUUUGAUGAAGACAUGACUGACGCUGCGAAUAAGUACAAUCCGUACAGUCAUGUGUUUACAGUACCUGAAUCAGGCGUAUAUGUAUUUACAUGGACAAUCCUCAUAAAGAAUAUCCGAUGUUCAACUGAAUUGGUAGUUAACGCAGCGGUUACAGGAAGAAGCUAUCCCGAUUCUGAACGAGAUGACGAAAACGAUACAUCCACUGUUAUUGUCAUUAGACAAGUGGCAAAAGACGAUGUUAUCUUUGUACGAGUUAAUAGUGGGUGCUCCUCUAUAAGGAGCGACCAAUAUGGACGAUCUAGUUUUAGCGGAUGGAAGCUUUGA
This is a messenger RNA of Mytilus trossulus (common blue mussel), 636 nucleotides long. Its product is annotated as collagen alpha-1(X) chain-like. The coding region runs from base 1 to 636 and encodes 211 amino acids. The record is from RefSeq and is a predicted model, not a curated record. Lineage: Eukaryota; Metazoa; Mollusca; Bivalvia; Mytilida; Mytilidae. Gene Ontology annotation, molecular function: protein binding. The transcript has 2 exons.